Argiope bruennichi is the source of this 1874-nucleotide messenger RNA. RefSeq names its product ectonucleoside triphosphate diphosphohydrolase 5-like. Gene Ontology annotation, molecular function: UDP phosphatase activity; GDP phosphatase activity. Lineage: Eukaryota; Metazoa; Arthropoda; Arachnida; Araneae; Araneidae. Gene Ontology annotation, biological process: nucleoside diphosphate catabolic process. The transcript is spliced from 12 exons. Bases 202 to 1557 code for a protein of 451 amino acids. The record is from RefSeq and is a predicted model, not a curated record. Gene Ontology annotation, cellular component: membrane.
UUUGGCCGGGUAGUUUUGGAUGAUUUCACCUCGUGGUUGUCAAAUAGCUAUAGACGUAUUCUUCCAUACUUGUUUAUGGUUUCAUUAAAAAUGUAUAUAUCCAUUUUAUUUAAGUAUAUGAUCUAAGAGAUCUUAUGCCCUUUCUCUGAUUAAUGUUCUUAGUAUUUUUUGAGGAAGCAGACUUAUGUAAAAAUUUGAAGCAUGAGAAAGAAAGGAAAGGUUCAUUUCCUUUCUGUUCAUAGGACCACUUUGAUUCCGUACAUGAGACCUGGAUCGCACAAAACAAAGAAAGACAUGGACGGCACCCAUAAAAUCAAAUGGACUCUGUACAUAAGCCUAGCAUCUAUGUUCAUUUUCGUAUCGGUGACGGAAGUGGGACCUUUUUCUUCUAUGAAGAGACUUUAUUCGUCGUACGAGCCCGAUUUUCGUCACAAGUAUGUCAUCGUGUUUGAUGGAGGCAGUACCGGCACCAGAAUACAUGUUUUUACAUUUGUAAAUAAUAGCUCAAGUGGGCGCUUAGCUCUUGAAAAUGAAUAUUUUGAAGAAGUUAAACCCGGUCUUUCAAAUUAUGCUCAUAAGCCUCAAAGUGCUGCCAAUAGUGUUUUGCAUUUACUGGACAAGGCAAAGGAUCUUGUUCCACCUAGUCAAUGGGAUGAAACUCCUGUAGCAUUGAAAGCAACUGCUGGCCUUAGAUUAUUACCUAGUACAUUAUCAGACUCUAUCUUGAAUGCUAUCAGUGAAGCUUUUCGAGGUUCUCCAUUUUUAACUGAUGAAGAAAGUGUGGGUGUUUUAGAUGGAGAAGAUGAAGGUCUUUAUGCCUGGUAUACAUUGAAUUUUCUCUUAGGGAGAUUAAAUGAAGCUAGUCAUUCAGUUGUAUCAUUGGAUUUAGGAGGUGGAUCAACACAAAUAACAUUUACACCUGUAGAGCUAGAUAGUUUUAUACGUACUCCAAAAGAUUACAUAGUUCUUAAGAAAAUUCAAAAUAAAACAAUGCCAGUUUAUACUCACAGUUAUCUAGGUUUAGGCUUGAUGGCUGCUAGAGUAUCAAUUUUGCAUUUAUCUUCUGAAAAUUCAGUUUCUUUGAAAAAUGAUGAAACAAAAUUUAGAAGUUCCUGUAUACAUCCACAUACUAAGCAUACUUGGAGACAUGAUAUGAAGGAUUACAUUGUGAAGGGUAGAAAAGAUGAAAAAUAUGGAUUUCAAGAAUGUUAUAAUAAAGCAGUUGAGUUUCUUGGAGACAUGGUUGACAAACCUGAAGAAUUACGAAGACGAGAUGUUUAUGCUUUAUCUUACUACUAUGAUCGAUCACGAGAUUUAGGCCUUAUAGACUCAGAAAGUGGACAUACAAGCGUCGGGGAUAUUAUGAAAGCCUGUAAAGAUGCAUGUUCUCUGAAAAAACCCAAAGAACCUCUUUUAUGCCUGGAUUGCAGUUACAUCUCAGCCUUAUUACACCAUGGCCUUGGAUUACCUGAACGAAAAGAAAUUCUGUUAGCCAAACGAAUUGAUGGAAUUGAAACAAGCUGGGGCCUUGGAGCUGCUUUCAACCUACUAAGAUAACAUAGACUUUUCUUUAAUUGAACCUAUUUGUUAGUUGAUCUGAGCAGGACUCUCAUACCUGUGACAGUUUUCGAAGCUAUUUUUAUCUCACAUGUAUGCUACACUUCUAUGCGGCAUAGUUCUCAUUUUUCAUUCUUUGAAAUUUGGAGAAUUCUUAGCUUCUCUGUGAUAUGCUUAUUUAUUGGACAGUGCAUUUCAGUAUUCCAAACGGAUUCGAAAGACAAACUUAAUGAAAGAAUCUAUUUGUGUAUUACAUUAUUGACCGUUGUUUUUAGCAUCGUUGAAAUGUAUAUUUGAAUAAAUUAUUUUUUAUGUAA